AUGUCUGAGUCUGAAAAACACAGCGUCGAGCCUCCUUCCGGAAAUCCGUUCAAAUUGGAUUCCGGAUGGGCGUGGAUCAUUCUUUUCUCAGGCACGAUUUUGGGGACUCUUUCUAUUUCCAUGAGCACGUCAUUUGGCAUCAUAUUCAAUGAGUUCCUCAUUCAGCGAAGCGUGGAAGCAUCUUUGAUUCCUUCAGUUAACACUUUAUCAGUAGCGAUCUCAUCUCUCGGUGUGUUUUUCUCUGGGCCGAUCUCAAAAACACUUCGGUUGCGACCGACAUCCGUGUUUUGUUCCCUGAUGAUGUUCAUCGGAUUAACCGCCACAUCUCAAGUACAGAACGUGGGACAGUUCGUUGCCAGCUACAGCUUGCUAUUUUGUUUUUUUGCUGGCGUGUCCUACGGACUCAGCUUCCUGGUGGUGAACCAGUACUUCGACAAACGUCGUGGCUUAGCCAUGUCCGUGUUCAACGCGGGAUCCGCGUUGGGACGAAUAUCGCUGCCAGCUGGAAGCGCGUUCCUCGCAUCGGAGCUGGGUGACGCUGGGGCCCUGCUUGUGCUCGCUGGCGUGUGGGCACAUGGCAUCCCGGCAGCAAUGACGUUCAGACCCGUCAAUGACGCGAGGAACGACGCGAACGGUGUCGAGGCUGCUGCUGCUGUAGCUGCUGGGGGAAAACGUGAAGGAAUGAUGCAUGACGAUGCUGGGCUUAUUACGGAUGACACCAAGCUCAGCAAUUCCCAUGCCGAGAGCAGCGAGGGUGUCGUGACGACAGCGACUGCUGCUGUUGCUCGUGGUGCCAGCGUCGUCACGGAGUUGGGAAUGAGCCGAGCAAGAGGAAAUCACCGCUCACCGCUGCUGAAGUCGACUUCAUGCACUCGACAAGCAAUGGAUGCUUUCAAAUCAAUACCCGAGUUUUUCACACAAAUAAUUUCCAACAUCGACUACAAAUUGCUUCGAGUUCCCAUGGCUGCUCUCAUAACGUUUUCCGAAUGCUGCAUUUGGACCGGGUUGAACAACUUUUGCUUCAUCCUUGCCGUUGAACUUUCGGAAUGCGGGAAAUCGAAGACUGAAAUCAGCGCUGUUUUGUCCGUGUUUCCGGCUGCUGAUUUGUGCGCACGACUCACGACUCCUUUGUUCGUAGACAAAAAGUGGACUCGGGGAAAACAUGGGUAUUUGUUUGGCAUCGUUCUGGCCAGCGUUGGUUGCCUAGGUAAGCGUCUGAUGGCGUUCCUAAGGAUCCUGGUGUUGCUGAUCGUCGGUGUGGCGGCUGCUGGUGCGGACUGCAGUCCAGAAGACGGUGCGUUCCUGUGUCGGGACAUCUGCGGCGAGGAGGUGAGGGGCGCCGGCGGCUACGGGCGCCGCGUGACGUUCGUCGGUGCGACACUGUUCUUGGACUGCGUCAGGCAGGCGGACUUGAAGGAGGUGAAACUGCUGUCGCCGACGGUCUGCGUCGGACGCACUCGAACGACGCAGCGUCGUAACGACUUCCUGUCGAACGAAAUCAUGGCGUUCCUGAAGAUGCUGGUGUUGCUGAUCGUCGGAGUGGUGGCUGCUGGUGCGGACUGCGGUCCCGAAGGCGGUGCGUUCCUGUGUCGGGACGUCUGCGGCGAGGAGGUGAGGGGCGCCGGCGGCUACGGGCGCCGCGUAACGUUCGUCGGUGCGACGCUGUUCUUGGACUGCGUCAGGCAGGCGGACUUGAAGGAGGUGAAGCUGCUGUCGCCGACGGUCUGCGUCGGACGCCGGUCCGAGAUGGAGCGUGUCGUGACGCCAUGGAGGUGGUGCGAAGAGGUCGUACCACCCGAGCCAGAAGUUUCGACGGCGGCGGUUCCGCCGGUGGUUGAUGAGCCUCGCCCAGUAGCGCCGACGGCCAACUUGGCGGUUGUCCACGUGCCGGCGAGCAAAACGCCGUUCGUGGCUCGGGCGCCGCCCUCGACGCAGCAAAGCGUCGUAGUGGCCCCAGAGGUGCCGUACGUCAUCAGGGCACCAUCGUCGACACCGGAGGUGACGGUCAACAUCAAACAUGGUGUUGCGCACGUCGAAGCGGAUGUGGACCCGUGGACGGCCAUGGUUCUGGUCUUUAUGGGCCUAGGAGGUGCAGGGGCCACAACUUUGGCUGUUUUCUUGGUCUGGCUUGUCAAGUUCAUCAGGAACAAGUCAUCGUACAUGAGGGAGCUGGUGCGCAUGCUGACGCCGGAGGAUCAGCAGGAUCCGGAAGCCCAACCGGUGGAGGAUCUGCUGGGGCUGGAAGAGGCGGAUAAUACCGUCGCAGAAAAGAAGGAGGAAGAACUGGAGGUGAAGCUGCUGUCGCCGACGGUCUGCGUCGGACGCCGGUCCGAGAUGGAGCGUGUCGUGACGCCAUGGAGGUGGUGCGAAGAGGUCGUACCACCCGAGCCAGAAGUUUCGACGGCGGCGGUUCCGCCGGUGGUUGAUGAACCUCGCCCAGUAGCGCCAACGGCCAAUUUGGCGGUCGUCCACGUGCCGGCGAGCAAAACGCCGUUCGUGGUUCGGGCGCCUCCUUCGACGCAGCAAAGCGUCGUAGUGGCCCCGGAGGUGCCGUACGUCAUUAGGGCACCGUCGUCGACGCCGGAGGUGACGGUCAACAUAAAACAUGGUGUUGCACACGUCGAGGCGGACGUGGACCCGUGGACGGCCAUGGUUCUGGUCUUUAUGGGCCUAGGAGGUGCAGGGGCUACAACCUUGGCUGUUUUCCUGGUCUGGCUUGUGAAAUUCAUCAGGAACAAGGAUCCGGAAGCCCAACCAGUGGAGGAUCUGUUGGGGCUGGAAGAGGCGGAUAAGACCGUCGAAGAGAAAAAGGAAGAACAACUGGUCCUUGAGGACAAUAAUCCGUUUAAAGAGAUGUUAAACGCGUAG
Messenger RNA from Notodromas monacha, 2868 nucleotides. The record is from the annotation of a GenBank genome assembly. NCBI's taxonomy places the organism in Eukaryota, Metazoa, Arthropoda, Ostracoda, Podocopida, Cyprididae.